UACAAUGAAAAUAUUGAACGCACAUUUGUCCAUAUUUAAUAAUCUCGGCUUAGCAUUGAUUCCAACGCAAUGCGAGCGAUAUUUUGGUAACAUUUCAUCGCUUAUCAAUACUGAAAUUCAGUUAAUAAUAGAUCCUUUAAAGCGCUCUAUUGAUCUGCAGUUUUUUUGCAACUUUUCUUGGUGCAAAAAGGUUGCCAAUGGAAAAGUUGGGACUGCACAACAAUUAUAAUGAGAUUGUGCGAGAUUUGAUUAAGAAUUGGGAAUCUCCGAUUGUGUAUUUACGUCAGCUUGGUUAUCUGCCGAAUGAUUACGAGGAUACAUCGAAAAUAAAACCCAAUUUGGAUGCGCUCAUGAGUCGCAUGGAGCGUGAUGAUGAACGCGACUCAUUGCGACAAGAAGUGGACAAAUCCAGGCAACAUUUCUGUGGAGUGCAAGAUGAGAAACUAAAGCAGAAGCGGGAGAAUGCGAAUGGCAACGAAGGCAUCAAGUAUCCCACUGUCGAUCAGUUAUUGGCCAUGAAGCAACCCUCUUUAGCUGUAGCCAUGUCUGCGGCCAAAGUGGAUGAGUUGAUGCCCAAGCAGAAGGCAGCGGAUCAUCAAGCUGAUGGAAGCAAUGCUCAGUUGAUGCUGCUCACGCAGCUGUUGGCAAAACAGCAGUCGGCUCAAGUACAGACGGAUGUGAAUCAAAAGUCUGAGGACUUUCUGCAACAGCUGGUGGCAAAGACAAGUCCUGUGGCUGUGGGUGGCAUGCCACAAGUAGCCGCUGCGCCACAACAAUUGGUAGGAGGAGAUGCCAACGCGAUGAGUAGUCGCCCGGUUGAGGCGCAAUCUAAAGUUCAGAUUGAUGCACCACAAUAUCUAAACUGGGAUAUCGACAGCAAUAAACUGAAGCAAAUCUCGCCGCUGGAGAAGAAUGCAUAUGUGGACAAACUGGUGCGCAUCUAUGUGAAAAAGCAAGAGACUCAAGGAGAACUGAAAAAAUCUCUAAUAUAAACUUAUAUUUUAUACAUUUUUUUUUGUGGGUAAAUUGCGUUGAGGCAAGUCUCUCGUUGUUGAUUCAUUGAGUACGACGUCAUGGCCAUGGCAUCAUGCAGAAAUUAUGAUUUGUUUAUCGCGUAAUUAGUCUACCAGAGCUCUGUGUAUGUGUGUGAUCUUGCACGUAAUUGUGGUAGUUGUGGCUAGAACAACAUAUGCCAGAGAGGGUCCAAAAUAACACAA
Drosophila albomicans is the source of this 1217-nucleotide messenger RNA. RefSeq lists its product as uncharacterized. The transcript has 2 exons. The coding region runs from base 198 to 992 and encodes 264 amino acids. The record is from RefSeq and is a predicted model, not a curated record. NCBI's taxonomy places the organism in Eukaryota, Metazoa, Arthropoda, Insecta, Diptera, Drosophilidae.